Rangifer tarandus platyrhynchus (Svalbard reindeer) is the source of this 300-nucleotide messenger RNA. Lineage: Eukaryota; Metazoa; Chordata; Mammalia; Artiodactyla; Cervidae. The record is from the annotation of a GenBank genome assembly.
AUGCUUUGUUUUAUAAGGAAAAUAUUUAUUUUAAAAAUACACCUCUCACCUCACAUAUAUUCUGUUAUUUGCAUUACUGAUAUUACUGAUACUGAUAUUGUCUUACUGGUCUCCUUUAGCUGUUCCCGUCUCCAUUCAGCCUUCCUGGGGCCCACACUGUGGUUUAUAAACUCUGUGUCCUUCACAUCUUCUCAACUGAUGCACUUUUCUUUGGUGCUUUGUUUGCCUCAAGAUAUGAAAGUUUUGUUUUGUAACAACAUCAGAAGUAAGCUGACUUUAAAGGACUAUGAUAUUUCUUAG